UUCAUUUGUUUUCUUAUCGAUUAGUCCGUCUGAGGCUGCUCCCCAGCCUGAUCCCCACCGGGGAUUUUCCGACUUUAGUCACAGACUUGCCUUCACACCCCUCGGCCACACCUGCGGGGUCAAAGUUUGGAUCGCGUCAGGUAGGGAGUGCAGCGCGCGUGUCCUUAUUUAGAGAAGGCGUGCGGCGCGUCACCGCUCGCUGACUCGUUCUCGCGCGGCCACGACUUUGACGUUUGAAGUGCGUGCGGCUUCAUUCAAUCGCCUCACGCUAAUGGAAUAGAAGACGGCGAUGGAGCUCUCCUGGGGACGCGUUUUCUUCACUCUGAUAGUCAUCACUGACAGAAUCCUUCCCUCGCGGUCCUUCAACGUUGGUACUGCAGGUGCCAAGAUCUUCAGCGGGCCGGCAGCUACGGAGUUUGGCUACACGGUCAAACAAGUAUCAAACCACGAGGGCAAAUGGCUCCUGGUCAGUGCCCCAUGGAGUGGUUUCAGUCCAAACAGGACGGGGGAUGUUUACAAGUGUCAAGUCGCAGGCUCCAGAAACAGCUGCGAUAAACUCAAUCUCCAAGAUUCUGUGAGUAUGCCCGAUGUUAAAAAUGUCCACGACCAGAUGUGCCUGGGUUUGACACUCACCCGGAUGCCUGCUGACAAUAGUUUGAUGUGUGGUCCUCUGUGGGGACAACGCUGUGGAGAUCAGAUCUUCUACCCAGGAAUAUGUGCCAAAAUGAACAGCCUCUUUCAACCUCAGGCCGCCUUCUCUCCGGCUGUCCAGUCAUGCGGAGGGCCGAUGGACAUCGUGAUCGUUCUGGACGGUUCCAACAGCAUUUACCCCUGGGCUCCAAUGAACGAGUUCCUCCGGAAAUUGAUACCUGCCCUCGACAUCGGGCCCAAAAAUACGCAGGUCAGCGUCAUUCAGUACGGAAUUGUUUCGAAGUUUGAACUCAAGCUCAAUGAGUAUAAAACCAAAGAGGAGGUAAUGCGAGCUGCGUCCAAAAUCGAACAAAUGUACGGUACUUCUACCAACACCUUCCAUGCCAUCGAAUUUGCCAGUCGGUCGGGUUUCGAUGAAAGCAACGGCGGCCGACCAGGCGCCGCCAAGGUGAUGGUGGUGGUCACUGACGGGGAGUCUCAUGACGUGGCGAUGAGAGAAAAAGUACUCGCCUACUGCGAGAAGCAAGGCAUCACCCGCUUCGGUAUCGCUCUCCUGGGUUAUUACACCAGAAACAACAUUGAGACAGACGGCUUGAUUAAAGAAAUCAAGUCCAUCGCCAGCGUACCCAAUGAGAAGUACUUCUUCAAUGUGUCGGAGGAGGCGGCGCUCUCCACCAUCGCUGGAACAUUGGGAAACCGCAUCUUCAACAUAGAAGGCACCGGGAAAGGGGGCGACAACUUUAAGAUGGAGAUGUCCCAGGUCGGGUUCAGCGCUCAUUACUCAGAGGGUGUGACGAUGCUCGGAGCACCGGGGGCCUACGGCUGGAGCGGGACUGUUGUCCAUCAAAAGGGCUCAAAAGCAGAAAUUCUCCCCUUCUCCGCCUUUGAGAGAACACUUCAAGACAAAAACCACAGCUCACUGUUGGGUUAUUCUGUCACCACACUGAGUGACGGGUCCAUAGAAUACUUUGUGGCUGGCGCGCCUCGCUCCAACCACUCCGGACAAGUUAUCGUCUACACCGUCAUCGGUGAGAAUACAACUACUAUCAUCGACUCAGAGCGAGGGAAACAGAUUGGGUCCUACUUUGGAAGCGUCCUGUGCCCCCUGGACGUGGACAGAGACUCUGUGACGGACCUUCUGCUCGUUGGUGCCCCCAUGUACAUGAGCGAUCAGAAAAGAGAGGAAGGCAGGGUUUACCUCUUCUCCGUCACCAAGGGUAUACUGAACGAGCAAGGAUUCCUCAUUGGUCCGCCCUCGACUGAGGAUGCGCGCUUCGGGAUGGCCAUUUCUGCUGUUCCCGAUCUGGACCUCGAUGGUUACAACGACAUUGUGGUUGGAGCUCCACUAGAGGACAAAGGGAAAGGUGUCAUCUACAUCUACAACGGGGAGAACAAGGCUUUAAACAAACAGUUCUCACAGAAAAUCUUUGGCUCCAAACUGGAUCCUCAGUUGCAGUAUUUUGGAAGGUCCAUAGAUAGUUUCACAGACCUGAAUGACGACACGCUCCCUGACAUCUCCAUUGGCGCUUAUGGCAAAGUGGUGCAGCUCUGGUCCCGAGGUGUGGCGUCCGUCUCGGCUGAAGCUUCUUUCAACCCCGACAAAAUCAACAUUGUCAACAAACCUUGUGACAUUAAGGGACAGAAGCUCACUUGUUUCAACACCAACCUCUGUUUCCGGGCUGCAUUCAGGCCUACGAACCCUGUUGGACCAAUCGAUAUAUCCUACACUUUAACUCUGGACGCUGACCUGCAGGCAUCACGAGUUACCUCCAGAGGACUGUUCACUAAAAACAACGAACGUUUCCUCACAGAAAAGGCUAAAAUAUUAUCUACGCCCCUGUGUCUGGACUACCAGGUGUAUGUUCAGGAGGCGCCGGACUUUGUCAACUCCCUCAGUCUCAAAGUAGAGAUCGAGCAGCAGAAUGCAGAUGUGAACCCCGUCCUUGAUACAUCUUCUCCAAGUGCCUGGGAGUUCUUUGUGCCUUUCACAACAGACUGCGGCUCCGACAACGUGUGUGUCAGUGACCUGGUGCUGAGCGCGAAGACAGACACCAAAGCUUCUAGCUCGUCUCCCGCGCUGGUCAGUGGCAACAACCAGGCGCUGUCGUUUGAAGUGGUCGUGAAGAACAAAAAGGAGAACGCGUACAACACCCAGGUCACGGCGACCUACUCCAAGAACCUCUUCUACUCCUCCAUUUCCCCCCCUACGGGCGAAGUCAAAUGCACCUCAACACAAACACAAACCGUCACCUGCCAAGUGGGGUACCCAGCGCUGAAAACCCACCAACAAAUGACAUUUCAGAUGAAUUUUGAUUACAAUCUUGACGAGCUGCACAACCGAGCCGAGGUGAAAUUCGAGGCCAAGAGUGAUGGUAAAGAGGAAAGGCCUGCAGACAACACAGUGGACAUAUCCUUGCCUGUGCGAUACGAUGCUGGGGUAAUUCUAUCAAGGCAGUCAAAUAUCAAUUUCUACGUAGCGGAUGUCGUCCUUCCCGCGGUAACAACGGUGAAGAGUCUUGAUGAUAUCGGCCCAGAGUUUAACUUCACAGUGAAGGUUUCCACGAGCUACUUCCCCGUCAGCCUCCUGUACCUCACCAUCGCUCUGCCAGUGACCACCAAAGGUGGAAAUCAGCUCCUCUAUGUCACCAGUGUGGACACACCGCCAGGAGGUGCGGUCACCUGCGACUCCAGCGGCCUAGUGGAUCCUCUGCAGAUCGGAGUGAAGAGCUACGAGGCGUCCUUCUCCGAGGAGAGCCUCAGAGGCACGGAGAGUCUGAACUGCAAGAGUGCAAAAUGCGAGUACAUAAAAUGCAUCUCCAAAGACGUGGAAAUCAAAAGCGACUAUUUUGUGAAAGUGAAAACGAGGAUCUGGAGCGGCACAUUUCUUUCGGCCUCCUAUCAGACCAUCGAGCUGACCUCCGACGUGGACGUCGAGACCUCAGACCCCGACCUGCUGGUCAUCGGCCUCAAGCGGCUUCCGGUGGUGGUGACCAUCAGCAAACCCGGGGUGACGGGCGACGUUCCGGUGGGGGUGAUAGUCGGCAGCGUCGUCGCUGGACUGCUGCUGUUGGCUCUGGCCGUCGGCCUGCUGUGGAAGUUUGGCUUUUUCAAGAGGAAGUACCAGCAGCUCCAGAUGGAGGAAGCUGAAGACACGCAGAGCCACGCGCAUGUAAACGAGGUGCUGUGAUCCGAGGAGCAAACCCCCCCCCCCCAGCGAGGGACACUGGCAGCACAUCACCAGCUUUCUAAGUGCUUCUGGACCACCUUUCAAUCACUGGAGGCCAUUUUUCAUGAAAUGGUUCAGAUUGUGGAUAUCUUGGGAUUCAAUCUUUUUUAUCUUUAUUAUUGGGCUGUCUUUUUUAAGCUUUGUGGACUGCACACUGACUUUGUACAAUGUGAAAGCACAACUUUUUCCGGGUCCAGUUGAUCUGGAGGUUUACACUGUAAUGGGAUCUAAUUAGAAUAUUAAGAGCACUGCCUUUUGCUUUGUAACAUACGGGGCAACAUGGUCGAGACAUAACAGCUUCUAAUAAGGAUAGUGUAAUAAGCACUCGUGUUUGUACUGUACAUACUGUAAGAUAAAGUUAACAGUGUUAAUGUCGGCCUUUAUCUUCACCAAAAGAUGAGGUCAUUGGAGUGGCUACUUGUGUUGUUGAUUAAUUGAGAUAUCUUGUGCUUGUUUUUUACCACUGCGGGCCCAACUUGUCAGGUAUAAAUAUUUCAUAUUGUGUUUUUAUUAUCUGCAGAUUAUUUUCUUGGUUAAUUAAAUUUAAAAAAAAAUGUU
Messenger RNA from Pungitius pungitius (ninespine stickleback), 4435 nucleotides. RefSeq names its product integrin, alpha 2 (CD49B, alpha 2 subunit of VLA-2 receptor), tandem duplicate 2 (gene itga2.2). Gene Ontology annotation, biological process: cell adhesion mediated by integrin; cell-cell adhesion; integrin-mediated signaling pathway. The record is from RefSeq and is a predicted model, not a curated record. Gene Ontology annotation, cellular component: external side of plasma membrane; integrin complex. Gene Ontology annotation, molecular function: integrin binding. The transcript has 30 exons. The coding region runs from base 290 to 3838 and encodes 1182 amino acids. Lineage: Eukaryota; Metazoa; Chordata; Actinopteri; Perciformes; Gasterosteidae.